AUGAGUUCUGUGGAAGCUAUCGAGCAUAAAGGAAUCACUGUUCGUCGAAAUGUGGAGAUAGUUGAUUUGAUAGAAGUUGUGAGGCAACAACAGUCCGCUCAACAGUUGUACCGCCUUCGAAGUGAUCUGGAUAUGGUCUCAAAUGAUAACAAGAAGCUUGCGAAUUCGCUAGACAAACGUUUUCCUGCUGAGCGUUUCACUUCAUCUUAUUUGAUGUGA
Molecule: messenger RNA, 219 nt
Organism: Haemonchus placei
Lineage: Eukaryota; Metazoa; Nematoda; Chromadorea; Rhabditida; Trichostrongylidae
Source: the annotation of a GenBank genome assembly